AGGAGAAGCAGGAGGAGUGAACUUUGAAAGCAAAGAAACAAGUGCACAUUGCUAGGGACAGGCAGUCUGUACACAGCGCUCCGUGCAUGGAGCUAGCCCGGCAGCUCUGAGGGAAUUCCCGCGCUUUCACCUCAGGAUAAGUAAUCGGAGCCCCCUGCAUGGACGCCGCGUUACCACAGUGAUUGUGCUCCGCGUCAGUCAGAUUCUCAGGAACGAAUGCCGCAAACUCCAGGUUUGGUAGCCAUGUUUGACAGUGGUACUUUCAACCGGAACUUGUAUCCGUCCAAAGAAGAGAGUUGUUCGGACCUGUACUACCAAGAUAACAACUUGCUGUCUGGAUCCCUUGAAGCCCUCAUCCAGCACUUGGUGCCCAGCGUUGAUUACUAUCCGGAUAGAACAUACAUCUUUACCUUCCUCCUCAGUUCUCGCCUUUUCAUCCAUCCUUUUGAAUUAAUGGCUAAAGUCUGUCAUGUUUGUGUAGAGCAGCAGAGGCUAAAUGAACCAGGAACUGAUAAGAGUUACAUGAAGAAGACUGCUCCCAAAAUCCUUCAGUUAUUGACAGAGUGGACAGAGACCUUCCCUUACGAUUUCCGAGAUGAGAGGAUGAUGAGAAAUCUCAAAGACACAGCACGCCGCAUCACACAUGGAGAUGAGAUGUACAGGAAAAAUGUUCAACAGAUCAUACAAAAUCUCAUUCGGAAGCUUGCAGCAUUAAGCCAGUAUGAAGAACUUAUUGCAAAAAUCAAUGCCCAAAGUGCUGAUCGUAUGGCCAUUUUGAAGAGCAAGCCACAGUCCAUACAAAGGGACAUCAUCAGUAUCUGUAGUGACCCCUAUACGUUAGCCCAGCAGCUAACCCACAUAGAGCUAGAAAGGCUAAGUUAUAUUGGACCUGAAGAGUUUGUGCAGGCUUUUGUGCAGAAGGAUCCAUUGGAUAACAAUGAGAACCGUUUCAGUGACCGAAAAAAGACUCGCAAUCUUGAAGCGUACGUGGAGUGGUUCAACCGCCUUAGUUACCUUGUAGCAACAGAGAUCUGCAUGCCUGUUAAGAAGAAACACAGAGCCAGGAUCAUUGAGUUCUUUAUCGAUGUAGCUCGGGAGUGUUUCAACAUUGGAAAUUUUAACUCUCUAAUGGCAAUAAUUUCUGGAAUGAACAUGAGUCCUGUUUCUCGGCUGAAGAAAACAUGGGCAAAAGUCAAGACUGCAAAGUUUGAUAUUUUGGAGCAUCAAAUGGAUCCUUCAAGCAACUUUUACAAUUACAGAACAGCUCUGCGAGGAGCAGCUCAAAGGUCCCUAACUGCUCACAGCACCAGAGAAAAGAUUGUGAUCCCAUUCUGCAGUUUGCUGAUCAAAGACCUCUACUUUCUAAAUGAGGGCUGUACCAGUCGCCUUCCUAACGGUCACGUCAAUUUUGAGAAAUUCUGGGAGCUGGCAAAGCAAGUCAGUGAAUUUAUGGCUUGGAAGCAAGUUGAGUGCCCCUUUGAAAAAGAUCGAAAAAUUCUGCAUUAUGUCCUGACUGCUCCUAUAUUCAGUGAAGAUGGUCUUUAUCUGGCUUCCUAUGAGAACGAGGGUCCUGAGAAUCACAUUGAAAAAGACAGAUGGAAAACUAUGAGGUCAGCACUUUUGGGCAGAGUCUAAUGUAUGAAGUCAGUGCCAUGAAUUGACCAUUAUUUAUGGACACAGUGGGAUUUGAAUGAUGGGUGCAUUGGAAGCAGCUGAGGCUUUCUAGCAGAGCAGACAUGAAUCAAGACCGCUCGAGGGCAGGCACAUUAAAUGAAUCACAACUGGCUUGUCUGCCCAGCCUGCUUAGGACAGACAAUGACUUGAUGUUUCACAGUCGCCCCUAUGCUGACUUUUCUUUCUUCAGUCGCGUAUAGAUUCUUUACCGGGUUUCACAUCGUGCUUAUCAACCCUACCCAGCUAUCUCACCAUGUACAGUGCUGGUCAAGACAAGGAGUACUUAAAGCGGAAGAUGGAAAUUAAUAUUAAAAGAAAAACACUGGCUGGCCGGGGUCUGUUAACGUGUUGAUUUGUGGUCUAAAGCUUUUAGUUUACCGCUGGAUGGUAAACUGAACAGUGGGACUCACUGGACAUUUAAUAAUAUUCCUGUAUGUUAUCGUCCAGAGCUAAAGCCUAUUUCUGGGAUCUAGGCUGCAGCCGGACACAGUAUGUGUGUACAUGGACACAAGCCGGUUUACAGUAUUUUUCCUUGUUUUUUUUGCGAUUUGCUUGUAUAUUCUUUAUUUUUGGAUUUUCUUAUUUAUUGCAGCAAGGGUCUGUACAGAACAUUUUGGUACAGAGCAAGUUGUGCACUGACUGUAUAUCGGGAAAAAGGUUUUUUUUUUUUCCCCCCUCCUCUUCCACUUUGUAUGAAUGCAUUUUUAUAUGUAACCUUUCUACCACUUUUCCAUUUUGUUCUACAAGCAACCUCAUAGCUGCAAACAUCAGCUUUGUCCUCCAAGAUGCUGCAUUUAGGCACUGAGAUUUCAGGAAAUACAUACGCAUGUUUUCUCAAAUAACUGGGCAGCAAUGAAUCGCAACAGAUUCCAUGCUUAACUGCUGUGAAGAGACGUUUGUAGUUUCUCGUAAAGAAAGUCUAUUUUGCUAUGAACUGAAAAGUUUCAAGUAAGAGCAUUGCUGUAGUGUUAGAAAUGCUAAUAAUGCAGAUUUCUACGACAUGAUCAUGUCUGUUUACUAGUCUUCCUCUAUUGAUGUGACUGUCCUGUGACGAGGACUAAUGGACCAUUAUACCUCAUGUAUUUCUCUUUGCAAUGUGCAGACUCCUCCUGACAUUGGAGUUCCCUGUUGUAUACUUUUUUUUUUUUUUUCAGUGUAAUUUUCCACUUCACUGAUGGAUAGGUUACUUUGUGCAUGUGCCGUAUAGGAAUGCUAAAAACUGUGAACUAGACAGCGAUAAUAAAUAUGUGAUAAUAUACAAGUUUUGUUGCAAGCGUGUAAAACUGAUGGAUGUGUUUUGGGAUACUAAAAAGGCCAGGGGUUAAUGCAUUGGACUCCAUAUAUAUCUUGUCAUUCGUCUUAGUUGAAGCAGAAGGGUUUACAGCGCAGCGUGAGACAAGACAUGGCAAGAUGGGGAUCCUUAAUGAAUUCAGUGAUGUGACUAUAAAUCGUGACCUCCAUUCCUUUAUGAAAGGGAAAUAAUUUAUCAUUGCAUUUUCGCAUUUAUGGCAUAAAGUCAAUGAAGGACGAUGAAAAAGCAAAAUGUGGAUAGAAUUUGUGAAUACGCUGAUAUUACUGGCGGAUUUGUUUUUACUUUUUCCAGUAGAGCUCUAGAGCUUCCUAUUGCUAGGGAAUGACUUGCUUCAUGAUAUUUCAAAGACAUUUGUUAGAAUUUGCAUAAUCAAUUUUAAAGACCUUUCCUACUGCUGGGAAAUGAAUAUUCUGACAAACAGCUGCUGAGACCAGACAUUAGGCACCUUCUCACUACUACGCAUGAAUACAUUCCAUGAUCUCUAGAGAAGGGCACGUCUGUGUCCUGGAUUGAAACUGCACCAGGCAUACAGGCUCUGUAUCUCGGAUGUGUGCGAUCUGUCAAUAUCAGUGCCCAUCAUUAUUGAAUGAUAUACUCCUUAUUGCUGAGGGGUCUUUCUAUGCAUGAAAGUAACUUUUUUUUAUUUUAUUUUUUUGUCCUCUCUGGAGAGAAAAAAUUGAUUUUAUAGAGAAGAUGCAGAUGAACUUGACCUCAAUGUGAAAAGUAUACAAUAUAGUGUAGCUUAGAGCAAUAUCUAUCUGCAUCCUUUGUGAGAUUAUGAUUUGGGCAUAAUUAUCACAUGGACAGUAAAAUCAAUACCUACAUUCAUGCUAACAAAAGUAAGAUCAACACGAGUUGUUGGACUAAUUUUUAAUGAUGUAAAAUUCUAACUGAUAUAUUAGGACAAUUUUCAUUUUCUUUUUCUUUUCAUGUGGUAUAAUUUGUGCCCUCUGGCUCCACAUACAGGACAUCUGUAGGAAAACCUUAUAUUGAAGCCCAAGUCAUAUGACUUGCCUUUAAAGGAUUGCCUUCACUUUAAGGACUCCGUUCUAAAGGUAGGUGCAGGUCCCAGAGGUGGGACCUCCACCUAUCAGACACUGGGGGCAUAUCUUGGCGAUAUUCCAACAAUGUUUGAGGUGAGACAACCCUUUUAAGUCUUUGGACAAUGGGAGCUUCUGACCAACUUGUAGAAAGGGUGAAAACCACACAAAAAUGUACAGUUUAGCAUAUGAUCACAUGUGGCAGAUAGUCUGCCACUGAAUUUCGGGCAGAAAAUCCGCAAUAGAAUACAUAACCAGCAAAGUGGAUGAUAUUUUUCCAAAGUCUCAUCCAUGCUAUCAGGGGGGAAAUACACACCAGAAAUGAACCUACAACAAAAUGGGUAAAAAAUUCAGCAAAAUCCACAGCAAAUCUGCUUGCAACAGGUGAAGCAGAUCGGAUACAGAAUUUAAUUUUUGUCCAGUUUUCUCUGCUGGACGUGAAGAAGCAUUCCAUAAUUCUGGAAACGGGUCUCUAGUUCAGAGAGUAAAUCGUAUGUGUGUAUAUAUCAUUGUAAUGUAUUUUGACUUGCUUAUAAAACACAUUUAUAAUUUAUGUAGUUGAAGCAAACUGUAAA
Bufo bufo (common toad) is the source of this 4601-nucleotide messenger RNA. RefSeq names its product RasGEF domain family member 1B (gene RASGEF1B). Gene Ontology annotation, molecular function: guanyl-nucleotide exchange factor activity. The transcript has 14 exons. Gene Ontology annotation, cellular component: plasma membrane. NCBI's taxonomy places the organism in Eukaryota, Metazoa, Chordata, Amphibia, Anura, Bufonidae. The record is from RefSeq and is a predicted model, not a curated record. Gene Ontology annotation, biological process: Ras protein signal transduction; positive regulation of GTPase activity. Bases 217 to 1635 code for a protein of 472 amino acids.